Messenger RNA from Drosophila miranda, 2414 nucleotides. Its product is annotated as endoribonuclease Dicer-like. Bases 121 to 2319 code for a protein of 732 amino acids. NCBI's taxonomy places the organism in Eukaryota, Metazoa, Arthropoda, Insecta, Diptera, Drosophilidae. Gene Ontology annotation, cellular component: RISC complex; cytoplasm; nucleus. Gene Ontology annotation, biological process: apoptotic DNA fragmentation; siRNA processing. The transcript is spliced from 9 exons. The record is from RefSeq and is a predicted model, not a curated record. Gene Ontology annotation, molecular function: RNA binding; deoxyribonuclease I activity; ribonuclease III activity.
AUUAAAACAAAGGUGAGGCGAGACAUAUGCCGGUCAACCUGCGCGUCCAUCGCGGUGUUUUCCGCACACAGAGAACGGUGACUGGAAAAAAAUCUGGCACCCGGAGCAAAUAGGAUCAUCAUGGCAGACAACGUGCAUAGUGGGGAAUCCGAAAUAAAGCCUCGCAGCUAUCAGCUGCGUCUCGUGGAUCAUAUUAUGAAGAACAAUGGGAUAAUCUACUUGCCGACCGGAUCUGGCAAGACAUACGUGGCCAUCCUGGCCCUGAAGCGAUUCUCCAAAGACAUGGACAAAUCAAUCGAGGAGGGCGGAAAACGAGCUAUAUUUAUGUGCAAUACAGUCGAGCUAGCUCGCCAGCAGGCAAUGGCCGUGAGGAAGUUCUCAAAUCUCAAAGUGGGGUUCUUAUUGGGGGAGCAGGGCGUCGACGACUGGUCGAAGAUAAAAUGGAGCCACGAAAUAAGCGAUAGCCAAGUUCUGGUGGGCACAGCCCAAGUAAUGUUGAAUAUGGUCACCCAGAAGUACUUGGAGCUGAGCUCUGUGAGCAUCGUGAUUACAGACGAGUGCCACCAUGGCACUGGCCACCAUCCCUACCAUAAGUUCAUGCAUCUGUUUUUACUCGCUGACCGAAACACGCCACUGCCGCGCGUUUUGGGACUGACGGGUGUACUCAUUAAAGGCAACGAAUUUAAGCUGGUCGCUCAAAAGCUCAGAGAGCUGGAGACGACCUUCAGAAGCAAUAUCAUCACCGUGUCCGACACGGAGGAAUUGAAAAACGUGAUGCUCUACUCCACCAAACCAAGGGAGUGUUUAAGGACUUAUCCAGACCAAGUGGGGAGCCUUGUGAUCGGGCACGCCAUACAUAGAUGCAUUGAGCACUUCAACGUACGCCUAGACGAUUUGGAGAUUGGCAAACAGCCUACGCGCUAUUCCAAGGGACUGUCGACCCCCCGCGAUCCGCAGAAGAAAGGAUAUAUAAAGACUCUGCUCAACGACUUCCAGUACCAGCUGGAGCACUAUGGCGUAUAUGCGGCAGCCAUGGCCAUAGUAUCGGUGAUUCUAGAGUUUGAAAUCAAGCUGCAUCAGUCGGAAACCCUUGCCCUGACCCACAUAUAUAAGUUGGCCAUCUGUCUGUGUAACCGGAUCAAUCACAUGCUUAAGAAAAAGCUUCGCGAUUUGGUCGACGAUGAUACGGAGCCCGAUGACGCAGUCCACACGGAGGAAACCAUCAUGAACUUUUCGACUCCCAAGGUGCAGAGAUUUUUGCAUUACGUGCAGAAAACGUUCUCGGGCAAGGAUGCCAAGGAUAUUUGCUGCUUGGUCUUCGUUGAGCGCCGGUAUACGAGCAAAUGCAUAUACCAAUUGUUGAAGAAGUUCAUUGCGGUUAUUCCGGCGCUGCGCGAUGUUCUCGUGCCGCAGUUUAUGGUGGGCCGCAACUCAGUUUCAGCGGAUUGUGAGAGCGUCCUGGAGCGCAAGUGGCAAAAGUCGGCCAUUCAUCAAUUUAGGGAUGGCGAAGCCAACCUGAUGAUCUGUUCGAGCGUUCUAGAGGAAGGCAUCGAUGUAAAGGCCUGCAAUUACGUGUUGAUCCUGGAUCCUUUAAAGACAUUUAACAUGUACGUGCAGACGAAGGGGCGGGCUCGAUCCAAGGAGGCCCAGUUUGUGCUUUUUUCCUCAGAGCUUGACCGCAUAAAAACCAACCAACAAAUCAAUCAAUAUCGCCAAGCCCAUACCGACAUCGGAGAGUAUUUAAAGGAUCGCGUCCUGGAUCGGGCCGAACCCCUGAUGCAAGAGAUAGCCGAUCACUUCCACGAAUUGAUCCCACCAUUUAUAAACGAAAAAGGUGCCGUGCUGCUGCCUAGCAGUGCCCUGAUGCUGCUCCACCGCUACUGCCAGAGCCUGCCCUCGGAUGCAUUCGGCUUUGUGGAGCCCUGGAUCACACUAAUCAGUUGGGACCAGAAGCGGAAACUCUGUGGCACACAGGCCGCAAGCAAAGAAGUCGUCUCUAUCGAACUUCCACUCAGCUCGUCCGUGCGGGAUAAAAUUUAUAGCGAUCCCAUGACUUCAGUUCAGGCGGCAAAAAUAUCGGCAGCCUUUAAGACCUGCAUUAAACUGUACUCCACGGGGGAGCUCAACGAGCGUUUCCUACCCGUCACGCUUAAGGACCGGGUGACGGCGAUAACCGACUUUCACUUUGACCACUGGAAGAAAUACAGCGACGAUGUUAUCGAUACGGUAAACAAGCAGAAACUCAAGCCGGAGACACAAACUACCUUCAAGACCUCUUGUCAGACGGAUUCCAUGGAAUGCUGUUCCGCGAUCUGUUGAAGAUCUGGCAUCCCUGCUUUGUACUGGAUCGUCGAGGCAAGGACAACUCCUACCUGAUCGUGCCUCUAGCCGUGGGCGCAGAGCAUCAGAAUGUG